AGCGCCUUUAACACCAGGAAGGAAAGCACGUAUGUCCAAAAGAUGAAGUGAACGCCUAAAUUUUGUUCAUUUUCCACCUUUCGGUAAAGCAACAAAGAAAAUGGAAAAGUGUCUCAUAAAGGGACCCGCUUUGGAAUUUGGAAGGGACAACAGUCAACAGUCAUCUCCGUACCGUUUUUUUAUUUCUUUCGCGGGGAAGCAAUUCGGAAAUCAAGCAUUUAGCGAAUAACUCUUCACGGCUCUGCUCAAUAUGGCUACCACCGUCGGCAAUGCCGGAGAGAAUGGAAUUCCGGAGCCGCAAUCAGCUCUGAUCUUCCUCGGCACCGGCUGUUCUAGCGCCGUUCCUAACGCUCUCUGCUUGAUCCAGCCCUCUGAUCCUCCUUGCCAUGUCUGCUCCCAAUCACUCACCAUUCCACCUGAACAGAACCCUAAUUAUAGAUGCAAUACAUCACUUUUGAUUGAUUAUUCUCCAGGAAAUGGUGAGCACAAGUAUAUACUUAUUGAUGUUGGGAAGACUUUCAGAGAGCAAGUGCUUCGCUGGUUCACUCUCUAUAGGAUUCCGCGGGUUGAUUCUAUUAUUUUGACUCACGAGCAUGCUGAUGCAGUUCUUGGUUUGGAUGAUAUACGUGCUGUUCAACCAUUUAGUCCAACAAAUGACAUUAAUCCUACACCAGUUUAUCUCAAUCAAUACGCGAUGGAUAGUCUUGCAGUGAAGUUCCCAUACUUGGCUCAAAAGAAACUCAAGGAUGGUCAAGUAGUUAGGCGUGUAGCACAACUUGAUUGGAGGAUAAUUGAAAACGACCCCAAGAAGCCUUUUGUUGCAUCAGGACUAGAUUUUAUUCCGCUUCCAGUGAUGCAUGGGGAAGACUAUGUAUGCUUGGGCUUUCUUUUUGGUGAAAAAAGUAGAGUUGCAUAUAUAUCUGAUGUCUCGCGCUUUCUUCCAAGUACAGAGUCUUAUAUCUCAAGAGAUAGUGGUCAACAAUUGGAUCUACUUAUCUUGGAUAAUCUUUACAAGAAGGGUUACCACAAUGUUCACUUGUGCUUUCCUCAGACCCUGGAGACUAUUAAAAGACUCUGUCCUAAGAGGGCUUUGUUAAUUGGGAUGACACAUGAGUUUGAUCACCAUGAGGACAACGCUUUCCUAAUGGAAUGGUCUAAAAGGGAAGGAAUACCAGUUCAGUUGGCAUAUGAUGGGUUGAGGCUUCCAAUAGAACUAUAGAGAGCCACUCUGUAUCAAAUUUCGUGCAGAUCUACCAUAAACCAUGAAGUUAAGCUCGCCCAUUCUUAUCCCUUUUUCUCAUGAAAAACCAUGAAGUUUGGGGGGCUUGCCCAUUGUUGAACGAGCAAGGUUUCUCAGUCUAAGAGUACAUAUGUCUUAAGUCUUAACUGCUACUACUUACUAGUUACUACUAUACACAGUAAUAUCUACUUCUUGAAUUCACCAACCAUAAAGUAUUGUUUUCUCUACAAUACAUUAUACAUUUAUACCCGGAUAGAUCCCUGCUUUUCUGAUGUGUUGAUGUAUAAUAAAUUGAAAUAUACCUUUUUGCCAUAUGCUCGUUCUCUC
This is a messenger RNA of Cuscuta epithymum, 1567 nucleotides long. NCBI's taxonomy places the organism in Eukaryota, Viridiplantae, Streptophyta, Magnoliopsida, Solanales, Convolvulaceae. The record is from the annotation of a GenBank genome assembly.